Pocillopora meandrina is the source of this 654-nucleotide messenger RNA. NCBI's taxonomy places the organism in Eukaryota, Metazoa, Cnidaria, Anthozoa, Scleractinia, Pocilloporidae. The record is from the annotation of a GenBank genome assembly.
AUGUUUGCAAAGGCACGGAAAUCAGUCAUCCAAGAGUUCCUCGAAAAAUACAAUUAUCUGGAGAGGGAGCUUCGCAACGUGGAAGUCAAUGUUUCACAAAUACAAGUACUUGUUGAAGAAGAAACGGCAGGCGAAAGUGUAGAGGAUCACGUUUUUAACAGCAAGUACAACUUUUCGCUUCCAUUUGAAAGUAAACUUUUUCUUGGAGUAGCGGUUCCUUUCAUGGUUCCACCUCUUCUUUUUGGAGCUGCGUUUGCUGUUCCAGUAACACUGCUUCUUCUUCCAAUGGUGGGAAUUAAAUCUAUUGCCGACAGCAUCAAAGAAAGAAAAAGGCAGAGUGCAUACAAUAAAGAUCGCGCUGAGUACGUGCGAAUCAUGGCACAAAAGUUUUUAGGGAAGGCUGCAACCUUCGAGGCACUAAAGCCACUGGUCGAAGGGCAAUUGGAGCUAGCUGUAAACACCCUGAAUGACCUGCAAGCGAGAAUCCCCAUGCUUGUUGAGGCCGAUGUAAAACUUUGUCAGCAACUUAUGGAGGAGGCACAUAGCAAGAAGGAUUCUGAAGCUCGCUACAAGCCCUGUAGAGACAAAUGCAGCCGUUUGCGCGGUGAGCUCGCGUUGUUUGGUUCUAUGGAAAUCUGGUGCAUGCGGCUCUCC